GUAAAUACAUGUAGUAUGAACGUGGUGUAGAGAAGUACAAAAUGCUGGGUCGUAGCUUCAGCGCAUAGUAUUGGUUGUGUCUCGUUGAGUGACUCCUGUGAGCUUUUGAACCGCUCGUACAGCAAAGACUUAAGUUGGAGAGACAUGAAGGAUUUCAAUAAUCCAGAAUUCGGCUUCCCAGGAGAUGAAUGCUUCAGGGUCGGGUUCGCGGAGGCUUCCAAGAGUUUUGACCCUGCAGCACUGGACGUAGACCUCACGGGAAAAGCAUACAUGGUGACUGGAGCCAAUACGGGGAUCGGGAAAAGCAUCACCUUGGAACUCGCAAAAAGAGGCGGUCGAGUCCACAUGUUGACUUUGAACGAGGAUCAGGCGACGCGUACGGAGAUUGUGACUAGCAGCGGCAACGAGAAUGUUCACCUCCACGUGUUAGACUUGUCUCAGCCCAGACGCGUGCACGACUUCGCCCGGAAGUUUGCUGAGACUUGGAAGACACUGGAUGUGCUGGUGAACUGCGCAGCGUGUGUACUGCCCGAGCGAAGGCUAACGGAGGAUGGGUAUGAAACGAAUUACGCCAUGAACACCAUGGGCGUGUACAUCCUCUCGACAACACUGAUACCACUGCUCCGUACAACCCCUGGAUCCAGAGUUAUAAUAGUAUCUACUCAAGGCAUGUUUACGGAAAAGCUUCGUCUGGAGAGCCUUGAUGAUCUCAGACAAGAAAGGCUGGAGCCAUUCGACGGACACAAAGUCUAUGCUCAGAGCAAACGUCAGCAGCUCAUCAUGCUGACCACGUGGGCUCGCACGCACCCAGCGAUCCACUUUGCCGCGAUGCAUCCUGGGAUAGUCGACACGCCCCUUUUGCAGGCCUACCUGCCACCUCACCUGUACGAACAGGCGAAAAAGAAAGAUCGGUUGAGGACGCCGGGCGAGGGUGCUGAUACAGUCUUGUGGCUGGCCAUCGCAGAGGGCGCUGUUCAAGAAGCGAGUGGUCAGUUUUAUUUGGAUCGAAAAUCUAUACCCUAUCACAAAUACGAGUUGACCCGAUCGACGGAGGCCGAGGAACAACAGUUGAUGGAAAAAUUAGAAGAACUAGCUGCCGACAUCACUUCUGCCUAGGCAUUCAAGAAUAAUUUUAUUGACUAAAGAUAUUCUGUUAAAAUUAAUGCAGGUUGUUGUUUUUAUUUAAGAGUUUAGUUUUUUUAAGUGUUUUGCAAGAGGGUGGGGGUCUGCAGUAACAAAUAGCCCAAUUUCGUAGACAUGCAUAGCAGAAAUAUUGUUGAUUAUUCACGCAAAAAUCAACCAACACCUAGUCAUACGUAAUAAACAAUGCAGGUACAUUAUUUUGACUGUAAAACUGUGAAUUGGGUUUUCAGUCCCUAUCUGAUUCGCUGAAAUUUGGUACUCGCAAAACCGAAAGCAGCUUUUUUUUCUUCAGUCAAGUAAAGUCACCGUCCACAACGCGCAUGCGUCUUUGUCAACGGAAUGGAUGGGGACUUCGCUUACUUUUUGAGUACCUGUAAAAAGUCAUGUAUCGCAAAGAAUAGUAAAAAUUCGGUGACCAAAUCGGGUUAUAGAAAAAUAAUCCAUACCGAAACAUAACUACUGUAGGUCCACCAUCUUAUUGUUAUGGUAUUAAAACAAAGCCACUUUCAGACUCCAUUCUUUGUGGGUGUUGCAUUUUUAGCACUGCUAAACUCGGUGACUUAACCGGAUUUCUUUAAAAACUGAACAAUGGGAAGGUUGAUUAAGUUAUUUGGAAGGCAACCGAUUUUUUAGGAUCUUGUUAAAAUUUCUCGGUAUGGUGUAUGUGUAUAUGUAACUAACGUUAAACAGGAAUUAAUAAAUUAUAUGCAAAAUGCCCAAAAUGCAUGAUAUGGACUUUGUAUUUCUUUACAAAACCGAGCAAAUCUCGAGUCUUAUACCUGGAUCUUGAUGAAGCUCUUAAAUAAACUAAUCUCGAGUUUACUUGGUAACCGGU
Patiria miniata (bat star) is the source of this 1978-nucleotide messenger RNA. Its product is annotated as dehydrogenase/reductase SDR family member 12-like. The transcript is spliced from 9 exons. Bases 145 to 1116 code for a protein of 323 amino acids. The record is from RefSeq and is a predicted model, not a curated record. Lineage: Eukaryota; Metazoa; Echinodermata; Asteroidea; Valvatida; Asterinidae.